CCCAGCCGAAAGCAGGAAGCGGGGAGCAGUGGAGCUGAGUCCGGCUGUCAUUGCGGGGAAAGCCCCUCCCCACCUUGGUCCUGAGCCGCCAGGCCCCUGGCCACGGCUGCCUGGCGACCCGGGAGGAUGGCGAUUCUACUCCCGGGGCUGCCCGGACUCUCGCGGCAGCUUCGGCUCCUGCUGCAGCUCUUGGUUGUGCUGUCCCCGGCCGGCUCGGCCCUGCGGCUCCUCGACACCCCGGAGCCAGUCUGCUCGCAGCCGCGGCUAAACUGUACUGUCAAGAAAAGUACCUGCCUGGCUAAGAGUUGGCUCUACCCUCUCAACAAGACACCCUCUAGCCCAAGAGAUGUCAACAUCACGCUGGGCUUUGAACAGGGAGAAAAUGGAUACCCAAUUCCUGUGGUGCGCAUUGAAUGGAAAGUGCGGACAGAUGGCAGCAUCCUGUUUCUUCAGGGCGCUGAGCUUUCAGUGCUACAAAUGAGUACCAAUGAGCACUUGUGCGUCGAUUUUAUAUUUCUGAACCGACUUGAGCAGCAGCUGGCCCCGGACUUUAAAAGGUGGCAUUUCACCUUCAAUAACUUUGUGGUGGAGCCUGGCCAAGAAUAUGAGAUAACAGUGCAUCACUUGCCCAAACCAAUGCCCAUUGGAGAUCCAAACCAUGAGUCUGCGUUUUUCCAGGUGCCUGACUGCAGGGACCCCAAAAUGAGAAUGACUUCCACCUGUGUGAGCUCAGGAAGCCUGUGGGAGCCUGGCAUCACAGGAGAAAGGCUAAUGAACAACUCCCUGCUGGUGAGUUUUAACCUGUGGAAUGAAUCAACCACUUAUAAGAUCCUCGUGAAUGGUUUUUCAAACACAGAGACCGGCAGCUGUUAUGAAGACCUUCGGUUCAUUACCCAGCCUACACAAGAAGAUUUCCACCAUCGGAUAAAUGUCACAUUCCCCUUGCAAAAUGUGAAUACCUGCUGCCAGUACAGUGUACAGAUCCAGCCAUUCUUUCAGAGUUGUCAUAAUGACUGCCUUAGACAUACACUGUCCAUCCCUUGCCCAGUGCUACCAUCACCAACACCCACCUGCCCUCCAGAUGAUGUGCCACUGUGGGCUUACUGGUUUAUCACUGGCAUCUGUAUUCUGUUGGUGGGCUCUGUCAUACUCCUGGCCAUUUGCAUGACUCAAAGGAAGCCUGAGUUUUCCUCUGAUAAACCUGAAAAUGACACCAAAUACCCUGAUAUUCCACCCCUGGACAACCAGAUUCCUCCACCCUUAAAGCCCCGGAAAGUCUGGAUCAUUUACUCAGCUGAUCACCCCCUCUAUGUGGAUGUGGUGGUCAAGUUUGCCCAGUUCCUCAUCACUGUCUGUGGUACUGAAGUGGCCCUGGACCUGCUAGAGGAGAAGUUGAUCUCAGAGGUGGGGGUCAUGGCUUGGGUGAGUCGACAGAAGCAAGAAAUGGAGGAGAGCAAUUCCAAGAUCCUCAUCCUGUGUUCCCGAGGCACCAGAGCUAAGUGGCAGGCAAUCCUUGGUUGGGAAGAGCCUGCUGUUCAGCUCCGGUAUGACAGAUGGAAACCUGCCGGGGACCUAUUCACAGCUGCCAUGAAUGUGAUCCUCCCAGACUUCAAGAAGCCAGCCUGCUUUGGCAUGUACGUGGUCUGCUACUUUGACGGCAUCAGUGACGAGGCUGAUAUCCCUGACCUAUUCAACAUCACCUCUAAAUACCCACUGAUGGAGAAGUUCGAGGAGGUUUAUUUCCGUAUCCAGGAACUAGAGAUGUUUGAGCCAGGUCGAGUGCACCGGGUUAGGGAGAUCACUGCUGAAAACUAUCUCCAAAGCCCCAGUGGCUGGCAGCUCAAGGAAGCAGUACAGAGAUUCCAGGAAUUUCAGGUCAAAUGCCCCAACUGGUUCGAACAAGAGAAUCUCUGUUUAGAAGAUGAAGACAACUUGUCGUUGCUGAGUGGAGAGAUGAUUGAAGAGUCACCAUUACCACCAGGAGGGAGGAUAAUGAAACAGGUGCCUCUGGUGCAGGAGCCUUCUCCUGGGGACCAUUUGAUGGUGGACCUCGUCAUUAAUGAGGAAGAAGGGGUCUCUAGACUAGACACUCCGUUUCUGCCCCAAGGGGCUACCCUCACCCACCAAACAGUAAUCCCCAUAGAAGAGGCCCAACUGACUUCUGUAGUGGAGCCCUUACACAGGAAUGGUGAUAGUAAAGCCAGGCGACAGGCAGUGGUAGGUGAAGAUGACAUGGAAUGUGUCCCACUGAUGGAGACCAGUGCUCUCCAUCGAAAUAGUGUAUUCUGCCUCCCCAUGGACUCUGAAGCUUCCCCUCUCUCCAGUACUCCAGUUCCUUCCCCCAACUGCCUCCCAGCUCCAGUGAGAGAACAGCUAGAGGGCUUAAUGUACUCCCUCUUCCAGCAGAGUCUAAGCAACCCAGGUGAAGAAGAAUGGGAAAGACAGCAACUGGUCUUCCAUGAUCCUUAUACACCCUAUGAGGAAGAGCAGAGGCAGUCAGUGGAGUCUGAUCAGGGCUACAUCUCCAGGAGCUCCCCACAGCCUCCUGAUGGGUUUAUGGAAAAGGAAGAGGACGAGGACGAGGAGGAGGAAGAAAAGGAAGAGGAGGAUGCAGAGAUAUCUACAGAGUUUCUCUCUCCCAGUGUUUUGGAGAAUCUGAAGAGCCUUCAACAGCAGCUGUUAUUCCAGGAGAUACAACAGAGCUCUAACUGGGGCUGUCUAGAUGGAAGGAGAUUAUCUACAGAACUGCAGCCAUCCUAUUAAGUGUGUUAUAGGUCUGAGUCAUCAAAGACAGUGAGAAAGAGAAUGCAUACCUAUAAUUCUAUCUUGAUUCUAAUGAUGAGAAUCUCAGGAAUAAACUUUCCUCUCUUUUAAAUGUAAGUGUAUUCCUCCUAAAACUACCCAUGUAAACAAGUGUAACUUUCCCAGUGACUUGGCACUGAAGUAUCAAUUAAUUCCCAGUGAUGAGCUAUUGCUGCCUAUAUUGGGGUAGGGGGAAUAUUGAUAGGGCACAGAAAAAAAAAGAUAUAAAAUACCAAAAGGAGAGGAGUCUAAAACCCUCAGUUCUGUUUCUGGUGUUAAUGUAAGCAUAAAACAACGAGGUGAUGGGAGAGGGUUCUCUUCUUUUCUGAGUUGCAAUAAGAAGUUUUUCAGAUAGUCACUGGGAUGGAUCCCUAGAGUUGCAGCUCCCUGAGAUAAACUGAGAUCUGGACUCUCAUAGUGUCCCACUUAAAGACUUAAAAGUCCCACAGCUGAAGAACUACAGGUAUGAGAGGCUAAGGUGUGUUUGACAGUGUAAAACCACAGACUAAUGUUAACUUAAUGAGGAAAACCUUCUGGGGAAAAGUCAUCACACAGACUUAAGUGUUCAAUGUGUAUUUGAUUUUGCCUUCCUUUCAAACCAGAAUGGCACUUUGAGGCUCCAUUCUUGCACUGACCCCUUGGAAUGGACUGGAAUACUCAGAGGACAGUAAAGCUGCAAGGUACCAUAAAGAUCAUCUAUUCUGCCUUUUUUUUUUUGGCUAGGCAGUUGGGGUUAAGUGACUUGCCCAGGGUCACACAGCUAGUACAUGUUUUAGAGAUAUGGAAAUUGAGACCCAGAUUGCUGAACUACUACUAUUACUACUACUACUACUGCCCACUUUUACUCCCCCCAUGAAGGUUGGGUCACCAUAGGGUGACUGGUACCUUUGAUUAUAGGGUUUGUAUUCCUAAUACUAUAGCUCAAGCACCCCACCAAUGUGUUUCCCAUUAACAGUCAUCCAGUUGACCAAAUUAAUUAGCUUUUUGAAGCAAUGUUUACUAAUGUGGUAUGAUAAAAUAGUAGAUACAAACAUUUCUCCCAUAAACCUGAGUUAUACUUUUUCACAAGUACACAGGAAGGGUGGGGUCACUCUUAUAGAGCACAAUGGUGGUGAAACACAUGAGUGGGAUACAUAUGUGGCAAGGGCAAUUCACACUUGCUGGUAUGAAGUUCCUCCCUCGUCUCAGUUUUGUUCCACUCAAUUGUGUAGCAAGAAGAAGAGCAAGGUAAAAUCUAGAUGUAACAGCCCAAGUUUUAUAGCUUCACCUUGGCCACAUCACUCUUCACCUGGAGCUAUGUCUGUAGCUUCUUUUUGGCUUGUUGCCAAAAAUCUCUCAGCCUGCCAAAAUUUCCAUGCAAUUUUCCCCAGCCUCCUCAAGAAGCAUGUAUUGUCAUAUGUUUCUAUGCUGAUAUCAUUUGUCAGGCUUUUCCAUUGCCAGAACCAUAGUGAUGAUAUGCUCUUGGGCUGGAAGCAUAAUUGUGUCCUGUUUAUUUCUUGUUCUCCUUUAUUUUGGGCCAUUUCUUUAUUUAACACCACCACCACCACCCACAGGGCUUUCCAUCUAAAUGUCAAGCAAUACUGAAAAUUCUUUCAGAUAUAAUUUUUCCUCAAUCCACAGCACUAGCUAAGAGUGAAGAGUGCUACCGAUUUUUCUCUCAGAGUUCUUUGACCCAGGACAUCCCAUAGCCUCUGCCCUUGGUCAAAGUCAUCAAAGUUUUAUGAGUCUUUUUGUAUACUUGUACAUUUACUUGUGUAUUAUUUUGAAUGAUGGCAAAUAAACACCUUAAUACUCAAACUGA
Messenger RNA from Phascolarctos cinereus (koala), 4603 nucleotides. RefSeq names its product interleukin 17 receptor A (gene IL17RA). Gene Ontology annotation, molecular function: interleukin-17 receptor activity. NCBI's taxonomy places the organism in Eukaryota, Metazoa, Chordata, Mammalia, Diprotodontia, Phascolarctidae. The record is from RefSeq and is a predicted model, not a curated record.